Molecule: messenger RNA, 2602 nt
Organism: Tyto alba (common barn owl)
Lineage: Eukaryota; Metazoa; Chordata; Aves; Strigiformes; Tytonidae
Gene: OTOS
Product: otospiralin
Exons: 6
Coding region: 2139-2402 (87 amino acids)
Biological process (GO): sensory perception of sound
Source: RefSeq, a predicted model, not a curated record
UCCAGGGCCGUUCCCCAUCCAGGAGCAAGUCACACAAACAACUGUGCUGCCCAGACUGCAUUCCCCUAUUCCCAAGGGAACGUCCUCUCUGCUUCAACUGAUUCCUGUCUCUGACAGAGGUGACUGAUGUAUGUGGGAUUUUCUGGCUUUGAGAGCCAUCUACAGAAAGUACAUAUUGAUUGGAUCAUCCUGGAACAGACCUCCUUUAGCAUGGAAACCCUGAGAAUCUAUUUCCAUCUCCAACCUGUGCAGUAGCAAACAGAAAAUUUUAAUAUGAGUUAAACUGAAAACCUGUAACACAAUGUCAGAUCUGUGAUCCUUCUAGCUCUGGAUGGGGGUGACUCCAAGCUUCAAAAGAGAGAGUAAGAAGCUGUAAAGGAGGUAGGUGUAAAGGUGUAUGUCAGUGUGGGCCUCAAGAGUUGCAUGAACUCUCUUUAGACCAUCCAGUGUUGUAGCAGACCACAUUGUGACCUGAGUGACCCCAAAUUUGAUAAUCUCUGUGACUCUGUCAUCCUACAGCACCGUUAAUUCCUCAAGGGGAGAGCUGCAGGAUGUGGCUGCGUCAGGAACACUGUUAUUCUCCUUUGUCAUCAUCCAGAACAUGUUAUCUCACCUCUCACUUGGAAUUACACCUCCCUUAUCGGCUGCCAAAACAAAAAGCUACCGAUGGAUGUGCACAGAAGUAGCUUUAUGCUAAUUAUUUAAUUACAGCUAAUGACUGUUUGGUGUGUGUAUUAGCAUAUGUCAGUGCUUCUCAUAGUUUAUUUGAAUAGGCUAUACAGGUGAGGCAGUGAGAGGGAAAGUGCUGUUUGGCUUUGCAGGCUGUGCUGGUGGGUGCACCUGAGUGCAUGGCUGUGCCACAGGACUCCCCGAGCAGGGGAAGUGCCUUCUCCCACCGGCAGCCGCUGUAACCCGGGCGAGCAGGGCAGGGGGGCUGGCAGAACGUGGCUGAUGUAGGGACCCCUCCUGCAGGCCUAGGAAAUAGUAAACAGGAGGAUUAAAGCCUUUCAAAGAUAGAAUAGGUUCUGCUUUCAUAAUAUUUUUCUUUUCAGCCUCCACAAGAGUUGGCACAGCUCAGUGUGCUACAAAGCACCCUUUUUUCCCCUUGCUCAGAACAUCUUUAAUUAAUUCUUGGCAGGACUAUCUAACUCUGCACGUAGAUAGGAAUAAACUCCAGCAAAGCAGGGGCCUCCUGCAAGGCCACUCACCUGGGUCGCUCCGCUCCAGGACUUUUUGCGAGUACAGAGACUAUCCCUGCAUGAUACUCCUGUGGCUGACAAGUGGAUGUGGUAGAGCAAAGGCACCAACAUCUGGACCCACACACAGAGCUGGAAAAUGCGGGGUUUCUCCAAGUGCUGGAUCUGUUCAGCAACCUGCACAGAUUGGACCCAAAGCACCUGCUUGGCAUUGGGAGAGGAAUCUUUCCAGGACACCAGUAUAAUGUGAAAAUGCAUUUCAAUGCACCUUAUCUUUGAAGGCUGUAGUACCUGCACCAUCACCAUGGCUGAGGUCACUGGGGACCUACUACUUUGCUUAAUGCAAGCCAAUUGAUUUCAGGGGGCACUUGGUGCCUAUGUACACUUUAAGAUCUAGAUUUUAAGGAUCCCAAGUAGGAACAUAAAUCAGUGUCAAGUGUUUGUGGUUUUUGUGACUCAGAUGGUGAGGGAACUCAAUAUCCUCUUAGCAAUUUGUUCAACAUAUCUAAAAAUCUAUUUUUCUGAAGGGGCAGAAAGAAAGAAAAUCAGGAGGGCAGCAAAAGGUAAUAAGCACUGAAUUUGCUUCUGGAUUUUCUCCCUGUGUCUUCAAAAUACAAAAAUGUUAUUGCCAAAGUUGGUUCUGAUUUCCUCUCAGAAACUGUCUACUGUCUCUUCCAUGGACAGUGCUGAAACAGAAUGCAAAUGUGAGCAGUUAAAAUACCUCUACUUGAAGGUGACAAAAUUAGAUUGGUGCAGUAACUUGGUGACGUUUCUCUCCUUUUCCCCUCCACCCUUCCCUAAGCAGCGCUGUUAUUUUACAGCAACAGAAAUCCUCUCAGAGUUUUUUAACUGACUCAGAGCUACAGACCUUUACUACUGCAAGAAGAAAGCAGAGAGAGAGAGAUUAUUUUUCAGAAACACAAGCAGUAUCUUGCAGAAAUCAUGACAUUUACUGGCUUAUUUUUCUUCUGUAUGCUGAUCAACAUGCUAACAGAUGCCCGAUCAAUCCAGGAUGGAGAUGAUCCCUACCAGGAAUCUGUAGCCUUGCCGUACUGGCCCUUCUCAUCCAAUGAUUUCUGGUCCUACGUUGAAUAUUUCCGGACCCUGGGAGCGUACAACAGGAUCGAUGAAAUGGCCAGAACCUUCUUUGCCCAGUUCCCUUUUGGGAGUCACCUUGGCUACCAUGUGCCCAACCAUGAGCACUAACUGCUUCGCUCGUUUUUGCUAAAGCCAGUGCCAGGAUGUUUAAGUGAAUACACACGGCUGUCAGCGAAUGCACCUGAACUGUCCCUCAGCCACUGAUUAAUACUCAUAGCAGCCACGUGUAGCAUUUUAUGCUUUGAAUUAUUCUUUUCUUUUUUAUAAUUUAUGCUUUUGUGCGAAAUCAAUAAACUCCUCGAUGCUGU